AUGGCCUCUUCACUCCGGCUGCCGCCCGGCAGCUUCCUGCUGUCGGCACAACCCAGCAGUGCAACUUUCAUUCACUUCCGCGUCGCGGCCUCCUACCAAUGCCGGUCCUUCUCGCAGGCGCCCCAGCGCUGGGCAAUGCGGCCGAACAGGAACAUGGCGAUCAAGAACCCAAGCCAGCCCUCGAUGAAGACACGCACCAGACAGAUGGAGCAGACAGAAUUGCCCAAUGAUAUUGGUUUUAUGCCGGGUACCUUUGUCCGGCCGUUGUGGAGGCAUAUGCCUUCGAUCUUCGAAAAGCCCCGGGAGAGGCUACAGAUGGAAUGGACGUGGUUGAAGUCUAGAUUUCAAGAUAUUGCUUCAGUGAUCCUAUACUGCAAAAGUAAGGGCAAUAACCUUCCACUCCAAUUCCGGGAACGACGCAAGAUUGCGCGCGCUCUGCAGAAGGAUAUGUACACCGCAUUUGCACAAGGAGAUACCAAACAAAUCCGUCGCAUCUGCUGCCAAAACCUUGCCAAUAACCUGGUCGGACAAAUCGAGGCUCGUCCCAAAGGCGAGGAAAUGACCUGGUCUCUGCUCAAGUACCUCCGCACCCCAGGCACAUACUUCACAGGACUGCGCAUCAUGUCAGAUCGAGCGUCGGAAUUGCCCGACCUCCCCAACUCGGGUAUCCGCCAGAUCGUCUUACGCAUCACCAGUCGCCAGGCCACAAGCAAAAGGUCCACUCGCCCUGGCGACAAGGACGUCGCCCCCGCUUCUAAGGAGCAGGAUUGCACCGAGUAUGUGGUCAUCCAGUCGAUCCGUUGGCAAAACAACGAUUCUGGGUGGCAGGUCUGGGGUCAUGUCAGCCCGACGACCCUGCACACUCUUCUAAACGAUCCCUAUUUUAAGCCCGGGUUGACCUUGACCGAGCGUCUUUCGGCUAUCCGGGAGGGUUCAGGGAUGAAAUAA
Molecule: messenger RNA, 948 nt
Organism: Penicillium riverlandense
Lineage: Eukaryota; Fungi; Ascomycota; Eurotiomycetes; Eurotiales; Aspergillaceae
Exons: 3
Coding region: 1-948 (315 amino acids)
Cellular component (GO): mitochondrion
Source: RefSeq, a predicted model, not a curated record